Botrytis sinoallii is the source of this 300-nucleotide messenger RNA. RefSeq lists its product as uncharacterized. The transcript is spliced from 2 exons. Lineage: Eukaryota; Fungi; Ascomycota; Leotiomycetes; Helotiales; Sclerotiniaceae. Bases 1 to 300 code for a protein of 99 amino acids. The record is from RefSeq and is a predicted model, not a curated record.
AUGACUGGCCGUUCAUCUUCACAACAGACCCAUGGAAGAAAAGACGAUGAUGUAGCAAAAUCCGCAUCCACUCCUCAUCAAAUACACACUACUGCACCACCACCCGAAGUAAUAAAAUUAUCGCAAGAUUUCCACCACUCCCAACUCACGGAUCUACCAAAAAGAGAUUUCGCUAGUGGUAAGAAUUGGAUCAUCUUCGAUUCCCUCAUACCGGCUCUUCCCACCGAAAAGGGUAAGCAUUCGCCAUUUUUGAUUGAACCACCCGCUCAUCAAGUGACCACAGGAAUUCUUAUUAGAUGA